This is a messenger RNA of Lodderomyces orthopsilosis Co 90-125, 1356 nucleotides long. RefSeq lists its product as uncharacterized. The transcript has a single exon. The record is from RefSeq and is a predicted model, not a curated record. NCBI's taxonomy places the organism in Eukaryota, Fungi, Ascomycota, Pichiomycetes, Serinales, Debaryomycetaceae. The coding region runs from base 1 to 1356 and encodes 451 amino acids.
AUGUUCAAAACCUUAAAACAAAAUAGCAAAGCCGCUUUUCAAACACGAGCAUUCUUGAGAAGGUUCAAUUCAACUAAAAGCUCAGUUCAAGACAAUGGGGCGGGAUCGGAUCUGGAUCUGGAAGGUAAUUCUGCCAUGGUAGAAAGGAUGAAACAAAUAUUAGAGGAUAAGAUUACCCACAGUCUGUCUAAAACAUCACAACUACGCCAAAUGAACCCCCAGAUCAACAGUAUCUUGACGGAAUAUGACUAUGGUAACAAAGACCAACAUAACUUCCAGCAUGCUCAAUCUUAUAUCAAAAGUGAGCCUUUGCUUUCUCACAACAAGCAUGCACGAGACAUUUACAACACCAAACCAUGGCUGGGAACUGAAUCCACCUACGAUGCAAAUCUCCGUAUGAUCCUAGAUCUGACGCCCAAACCAAUUAAUGACCCUAUGGCUACAUUUCAACCUAAGCGAAAAAUGUCAGCCGGUGACAAACUUGCAAUGGCGAGAGACGGUAGUUUAGAUUACAAAAUCAACAGAAAUCCCGAGGAUAAGGAAAAGGCAAAGUUUAGAGAGAUAUAUAAGGAGAGACUUUUGGGUCCAUCCAUGUUGCUCACAAACGCCUCAUCCGUUGAUUUUGUAAAUAGUCUAGCUGGAAAUAGAAUCAAUGCAGCUAUUGAUCAACAAACCGGGAAAUUCGAUUCACCGGAGAUGAGCAGUGUCAGGGGUAAGCCGUUGACUCAGGAACAUUUGAAAAAUUGUACUGAUACAAAUUAUUUCAUGAACCAAAUCUUGAACAAACAAGAAGUGUUACCACCGUGGAUUGAAAAUCAACAAAGUUUGAGCAAGUCAAUAGCGCAAUUUAGAGCUGAUUUGGACCAGUCAUGGUUUAAGUGGGUGGUGAAUGAAUCGAUUAUGAGAGGUUAUAUUGAGAGGGCCACUACAGUGGAUCAGAUAUUGGACGACUAUGAGAAGAAUAUACGAAAGAUCACUUAUGAAGAUAAUAGCUUGUCAGACACAGAUCUUGCCUAUAUUCAAGCCAAGAUUGACUUGUUGAAUUCAGAAGUCAGACAUUACAACUUACAAUGCCCUGGUGUCAGUGGCCACAAGUUGAAAUUGGACAAGGAAAAAGAGAUUAAUGAAUCUUAUUGGAGAACGUUGGAAAAAUUUCCCACAUUGAUUGAAAAAUGGUUCAAAGUGCAUAAAGAAGGGAAAAAAUCCAGAUUGGUUGACAAUCCUGGUGGUGGACCUUCAAAAUAUUUCAAAGCCUUCAAGUUGAAGGGGUCACCUGAUAUUCACGAGAAUAGGAAUGUCGACACAAGCUUGAAUUUGUGGCAAGCAGUCAAGGACGUUUUCAAAAUGGCUAAAUAG